Molecule: messenger RNA, 945 nt
Organism: Echinops telfairi (small Madagascar hedgehog)
Lineage: Eukaryota; Metazoa; Chordata; Mammalia; Afrosoricida; Tenrecidae
Gene: AKIP1
Product: A-kinase interacting protein 1
Exons: 6
Coding region: 35-667 (210 amino acids)
Biological process (GO): regulation of non-canonical NF-kappaB signal transduction
Cellular component (GO): nucleoplasm
Source: RefSeq, a predicted model, not a curated record
UCUCGGCCGGGUCUCCCCUAAGCGAUCUGAGCGCAUGCGCCCGGAUAAGUGGCGAGCCAUGGAGGACUGCCUGGCGGCCGCGGCGCUAACCGGACUGGACCGACGAAGUCUGCAGCGUUCGGCCAGGCUGGGCCAAGAGGUGUUGGAGCGCGCCAAGCGGAGAGCGGUGAACUGGCACUCAGUGGAGCCCCCCAAAGGCAGUGCGACGGGUCCUGCCCCGGAGAGACCGCUAGCACCCGACCCCCAGCGCCUUCCCCUAGCAGAGAGACAAGAAAGAUUCCCUACCCUCAGUGCAUCCUUCCAAACAAUGGCUGAGUUCAUGGACUAUGCUUCAAGUCAGUGUGGGAAAUAUUACUCAUCUGUGCCAGAGGACGGAGGGGCAACUCACGUGUCUCGUUACCACAGAGGGAAGUCGGAGCUGUCCUGGUGCUCAGACUCGGGCAGUGGUCAGAGACAAGAUGCUGCCUUUGGGCUUGAAGGCAAGGAUCCAGCCUCGCAGUGUGACCCAGGGGCCUCCCAUCCGGCUGAGAGCAUCUCUAAGGACCUCUACAUAGAAGUCUACCCAGGGACCUACUCUGUCACUGUCGGCGCCAGUGAUUUCACCAAGAAGACUCACGUGGUGGCAGUGGGCUCGGGGCAGAGCGUGGACUUGGUCUUUCCCAUAUGAUGCUGCUCAUCCCCUGACCCGGCGCCACCUCUUUGUAAGAAGCCAGCAGAAGGAAGCCACGGUGGGACUCUCAAUGUGACACGAAGGCUUUCACUCUGCUUUUGGUGCUGUCGGGGUGCAGCCUCUGGGAGCCGGCGUCUGUCUCUUUCAGUGCCUAUUUUAACCCCCACCCACUUUUAACUGAAUAAUAAUGUCAUAAUGCUGUCUGAACUGGUUUUAGUGCUUGCUUUCCAAGCAGAGACUAAUUAUUGAUAAUAAAGGGAGAGAUUGGAACCGAA